AUGAAAAUUAUUGGAUUAUUAUUGCUCAUGAGCAAUUUUGCCUAUUCCUUUCCAUUUUUUGCUCUUGUUUUAUCAGCUGCAAGCGGGAUAUCUUUCCUCCCCUACAUAUAUGAACCCAUAAAGUGUACAUUUGGUGAAUGUUGCUCUAAGGCACUUCAUUUUAAUUCAGAAAGUAAGUUAGCUGUUUUAAUAUUUUAUUCUAGGCUUCAUGCUUUAUGGUCAACACAUUUUCUUUCCCUUCAUGGUUUCACAGGGAUUGGCAAAAAUUAUGCAAAAACAAUUCUUGCAUCGAACUUAUAUGUUCGUGGAGAGAAAAGCAAAUUUUAUCACUUCUUCGACGCCACUGUGGAUUUCCUAUUCAAAGACUCCGUUGACUUCUAUAAGCAUCAAGUGAUAACUACAAUUAAAGAAAAGGUUCAACAAUGCCCCUAUUCCAUGUUUGUUUUUGAUGAGGUUCACAAAAUGCCACCUGGGAUUCUCGACGCUCUUGUUCCCUUUCUUGGACAUACUGAAUCGAUCGGCGGUGUUGACUACAGGAAAGCUAUCUAUAUUUUUAUCGGCAAUUCUGGUGGUUUGCAUAUUAACGACUAUGUGCUGAAAACUAUUGAAAGUGGCAAAAAUCGAGUUUCUAUUCAAUACACUGAUCUUCGGAAUGAACUCGUCAAAGCGAUCUACAGUAGUGAAGGGGGUCUCGGGUUAUCCGAUCUCUUUAGCAAACACCUCAUCACCGCGGUGAUACCCUUCCUUCCCCUACAAGAGAUUCACAUUCGUUCCUGUAUCAAAUAUUUAGCCAAGUAUCUGGGUGUUGAAGCCACAGAGGAAAUGAUCUCCUUUGUACUCUCGGAACUUGACUGGGAACCGGAAGGCACCCGCCUCUUUUCAACAUCUGGGUGUAAAUUAGUCUACGACAAAAUUGCGUUCUUCCUUCAGAUGAGAAGCGAUCUAAUCGACUUUACUGAUCCUAAGAAUAUUCAUGGUGAACUUUGA
Messenger RNA from Rodentolepis nana, 987 nucleotides. The record is from the annotation of a GenBank genome assembly. Lineage: Eukaryota; Metazoa; Platyhelminthes; Cestoda; Cyclophyllidea; Hymenolepididae.